Molecule: messenger RNA, 1516 nt
Organism: Drosophila navojoa
Lineage: Eukaryota; Metazoa; Arthropoda; Insecta; Diptera; Drosophilidae
Gene: Jheh1
Product: Juvenile hormone epoxide hydrolase 1
Biological process (GO): epoxide metabolic process
Molecular function (GO): epoxide hydrolase activity
Source: RefSeq, a predicted model, not a curated record
AAAGUUCUAUCAGUUAGUUUGACGGAAACCUUCGAGACGAUCGGUAGAACUGGACAGUAAAUAUGUCGCCUGUAACGCGAUUAUUGGUGCUUCUGUUGGCCAUUGGCGGCGGCAUGGUCUAUAAGCGUUUGAAUCAAUUGUGGGGCGAUUUGCCACCGCCCACGCUCGACCCAGAGCAAUGGUGGGGCGAUGAGGAGCAGCCGAAAGACUAUGCAGCCUAUUUGAGCAACUCAUCUGAAGUGAUAGGCAAUCGUCUAGUGUAUCCAGAUUCAACUAUUCAAGAUUUGAUUAAGCAAUUGAAUCGCACGCUACGUCUCACACCACCGCUUGAGGGCGUGGCCUUUGAGUAUGGCUUCAAUAGCGACUAUUUGAAGGAAUUGAUCGCCUAUUGGCGUGACGACUAUUUGCCGCGUUGGCGCGCGCGUGAAGUUUUCCUGUGGCAGUUCAAUCACUUCACCACCGAAAUCCAAGGUCUACGCAUGCAUUUUCUCCACCUGAUGGUCUACGACGAGAACAAGGUGGGCAAACAUCAUUAUCCGGUGCUGCUGCUGCACGGCUGGCCGGGAUCGGUGCGCGAGUUCUAUGAUCUGAUACACAUGCUCCAUCAGACCCAUUUGGAUCCGAAUAACAAAUAUAUAUUCAAUGUAAUUGUGCCCAGUUUGCCGGGCUACGCUUGGUCCCAGGGUACUUCGCGUCCAGGCCUGGGUCCCGCCCAGAUGGCUGUGAUGCUGCGCAAUUUGAUGUUGCGUUUGGGCUACGACAAGUUCUUUAUACAAGGCGGCGAUUGGGGCUCCGUUUUGGGCUCUAACAUAGCGACGCUCUAUCCACAAAAUGUGCUUGGCUAUCAUUCGAACAUGUGCAAUAAUCUGUCGCCCAGAUCGCAUGUGAAGGGUCUGCUGGCCAGCGUCUGGCCGAGCUUGUUUGUGCCAAGCGCCUUCACGGAUUUCUUCUUUCCCAAGUCCAAGGAAUUUGGUUAUUUAUUAGAGGAGGGCGGCUAUUUCCAUUUACAGGCCACAAAGCCGGAUACGGUGGGUGCUGCGCUGACAGACAAUCCCGUUGGCCUGGCUGCCUACAUUCUCGAAAAGUUCUCCACGUGGACAAACGCCAGCUAUCGCUCCCUGCCCGACGGUGGCCUUACGAAGCGCUACACACUGGACGCCUUGUUCGAUAAUGUGAUGAUCUACUAUCUGACCAACUCCAUUACGACGUCACAGCGUCUCUAUGCAGAGGCGUACACCAAGGAGCAGCAAGCGCUGCAGCUGGACCGUGUGCCAACGCUUGUGCCCACGGGAUGUGCUCGUUUCAAGGGCGAUAUAAUGCAGUUCCUGGAUCUGCAAUUGAAGGACAAGUAUAAGAAUUUAAUACACAGCACGUACUAUAGGCGAGGCGGUCACUUUGCGGCUCUGGAGCUGCCCAAAGUGCUCUACAAGGAUUUCAUUGACUUUGUUAAGAAAGUUGAAAGCAAAUUUAAAAUAGAGUCAUUGUAAGUUACUAAUAAAGUUUGAAUAGCAAAAUA